Molecule: messenger RNA, 874 nt
Organism: Aspergillus calidoustus
Lineage: Eukaryota; Fungi; Ascomycota; Eurotiomycetes; Eurotiales; Aspergillaceae
Source: the annotation of a GenBank genome assembly
UUAGACUUCAUCCUCAACGUUCCUAGGUCAGUUUCCUCGUCUUGGAUGAGCUGAACACCAGCGCAAAUACGGACGCGCAUACGCGACGCCAAGCGAGGACGAUAAGAACGAGACAGGCGCUAGCGGGAAGGCUCCGAACAUCCCAGGCGUGCCUUGAACGCGCAGCUAACCUCCGGCAUUCAAGUAUAAAGGACAUCCUCGGAGCCCAUUCUGCGCGAACAGUGGCGCAGAAUCAAACCACCCGCUUAUACCCGAGAGCAGAAUCAUGACAGAAACAAAAUCCGAAAACGAAGCACAACCUGUGCCAGAGCCGGAGUUUUUUCCGAGGCAGCCCCCGAGAGUUAUUAUCCCAACGGAACUCGGCACGAUACGCACUCGACGACUCAUUCUCCGGCCACUGGCGCUUUCUGAUGCAGAGGAUAUCUUCGAGCACCGACGGCUUCAAGCUGUUGCGGACUGGCUAAUCAACCCAAUACCCGACAACACCGUCGACGAUACGCGAGAGUAUAUCAAGGAGCAGAUCUUCACGACACCCGAUGCAUCAGGUGCGACAGGUCGCAUGUUCUCCUACGCGAUCCUUCUGGCCGACGACCCCACGGAAAAAGUUAUUGGCGCACUAGGGAUUCAUGCUCUCGUCCCCGCGCCAGUGAUCUGGUACCAUACUCACCCGUAUAGUUGGGGGCAGGGGUUUGCGAGUGAGGCGCUAGGCGCGGUACUGGAUGCGUGGUGGAAGUUGCCUCGGUCGAACACGGAGAAGGAUCGGGAGGAGGCGAGGACUGAAAAGGUGUUUGCAGGGCCCUUUAAGGAGAUCAACCUGCUUGGGAGGGAUGCGAUGUUGCUUGCGGCCGAGAGGCCGAACGAUGAGCUGGUCUAG